Messenger RNA from Rhizopus microsporus ATCC 52813, 1530 nucleotides. RefSeq lists its product as uncharacterized. The record is from RefSeq and is a predicted model, not a curated record. The transcript has 4 exons. Gene Ontology annotation, cellular component: nucleus. Gene Ontology annotation, biological process: regulation of DNA-templated transcription; cellular response to starvation. The coding region runs from base 229 to 1398 and encodes 389 amino acids. Gene Ontology annotation, molecular function: RNA polymerase II transcription regulatory region sequence-specific DNA binding; zinc ion binding; DNA-binding transcription factor activity, RNA polymerase II-specific. Lineage: Eukaryota; Fungi; Mucoromycota; Mucoromycetes; Mucorales; Rhizopodaceae.
CUCAGUUAUUGUCUGCUAUUCAACAUAUUCCUUUGGUGCUCCGAUAACUGUUUGAACCUCUUUAGCUACAAACACUCCGUUAACGACCUGAAAAAGUUAUCAAACUACUUGCAACUCAAUUCUUUCCUUUUGGCGACUUUUAAAAACCAUAUUUCUUAAAGAAGACCAUAUUAUUUAACCCAAGCUUAUUUUAUAUAUAUACACACACAAAAAAAACUAAUUCUGAUAAUGCAACAGUAUUCUGCUUACUUCGCUGGUUAUGAGACCCCUGCUACGCAACAACAACAACAGCAGCAAGGUCAACAGCAACAACAAGUUCAACCUAAUCAAUCUCAAGAUGGCAGUCAACAACAAGCUCAACAGCCUCAACCUUUAUUAACAGGUCCUAACCUUGCUAUUUAUUCUCCUGCUGCUAUGCAACCAUUGUCUGUCCUGGCUGCUGCUCAAAGAAAAGAACAAGAUCCUAAUGCACUUGCUGCUGCUGCUGCCGCUGCCGCCGCUGCUGCUGGUAACCCUGCUGCUCCUGUCGAGCUAGGUGCUCAUGGUAAGCCAAAGAGAAAGCAAGUUAAGAAUGCAUGUGUGAACUGUCAAAAAGCCUGUAAGAAAUGUGAUAUUGGUAGACCUUGUCAAAGAUGUAUCAAGUAUGGUAUUACAGAUACUUGUGUCAACUCCGUUCGUAAGGAACGUAAGAAGGGCAUUAAGCGUGGACCCUACAAGAAGAGAAACAAGACUGGCGGCGAAAGUGCUGCAUCUUCAGGUGCCUCCACUCCAAAUAUGGCUUCACCUAUGACCAGUGCACCAAUGUAUGCUAAUGGUGUGCGUGCUGCCGCUAUCCCCAUCCCAUACCAUCCCUUCCCUACUGGACAUUACGAUCCUUAUGCAGCUUACACCAGCAACGGCCAAAUGAUGCCACAGGCCUAUAUGGUACCUGCUUCCAUUCAGCAAAUGUAUCCUACCAAUCCUCCUGUCAUGUCUUAUCAAGCCGCUAUGAAUAUCAUCUCCCCCCAACAUCAACAAUCACUUCCUCCUCCACAACAGCAACAGCAACAACAACAGUCACAUCAACAGCAAUUAAUGGAUAAUGCUAACGUGCAGCAACAACAACAACAACAACAACAGCAACAACAAUCUCAGCAAGUCCAGCCUCAGCAACAGAACUUAAGCAACACUAAUAGUCCUGCUCAGGCUGCUACUCCCACGGCCACAACUUCUGUGGAUACAAAGGCAGAAGACGAUGACGACGAAGGGUCAAAAUUGACCAUCUUGUCUAGACUCUGUAGUGCUGUCUUGGAUCGCAAUGAUACGCCAAAACAAGAAGGCGGUGAUGCUGUCAAAGUUGAAGGCAAUCAAGAAAACACACCUCCCCCCAGUCGUCCUCAAUCUGCUACUUCGCCUUAAACAUGUAGUCUUUCUGUUCUUUCUUUUGUUAGAUUCGUUGUAAUAUAUAAACAUUUGUCUAUAUCAAAUUUGAAAAAAAUAAAAAAUAAAAAAUAGUUUUAAUGUUGUCUUUCAUGACGGAUUAUCAUAGAC